AUGGACCGCACCAGAAACUCCAGAACAGCCCCAGUUGACGGUCCGCGUGACUUGCCUAGCGAUAAUGCUUUCCCCGCCGGAUCUCAGUCUCCAUCCUCGACGCAACUUCGCAAAUCCAAGAGAUCCUUUUCGGGUUGUCGAAAAUGCCGAGAGAAGAAAGUCAAGUGCGACGAAACACACCCCCGGUGCAAGAGGUGCAUCCGAUUCGGUAGAAAGUGCGACUAUACGCCGCUACCCAGGAAGCCAUACACCAGGCGGACAAUCGUGCCAACGGUCGUGGAGACGAGCUCGCAAGACGACGAGGAUAGCCCGCUCUGGUUGGAGUCUAGUUAUUUCUCGGCCUCUUCACCUGGCCCGUGGUCAUCGGCUGCGGGCCUUUCCCAGGAAUGUGCUCAAGUCUUGACGCCGUUCGACCAUGGGGCUAUUCAAGCGUUCCGCUGUUUGCUUCCGCUCGAGGGUGACAGCGGACCUCCCGAAUAUAGCGGACCCAACAUGAUCUGGACACUGGCCUGCCGAAGAUCCGAGGGUGAAAUUGAGCUUGAACGUAUCCUUGCUGCGCUCUGGCUUAUGAUCAUUUACGAGCUCAAGUUUGGUGACGGGUGUGGAGUUGGUUUGAGUGCACACCUCCAGGGGGUCGGGUCAUUGGUUACGGGCCAGCUUCAUCCAAUACAACUACAUGAGGAGUCCAGCUUACACGAUUUACAGUCUAUAGAAGAGGAACUUGAACGAGACGUCAACCUUCAGCUUACAACUGAGGGCGUAUGCAGGAACCUGUCCCCCCUUUCCUGCAGAAUCAUGGUCUGGAUGGCUUUGUUUGACGGCGGAGCUGUUAUGAAUGGGCUUAGCGGAGCCUUCGAUGAGAUGCUUGGGCGUCAGCUUCCAAGAACUGCUGUUUCCCCUGUAGAAGCUCGGCUUGAAUAUAUGAAGGCCCUCCAACAGCGCUCUAGUCUCGUCGGUCGCUACAUCUGGGGCCGAUCGUACCCCCAGCAAUAUUUGGUGGAUGACCUGCAGAACUGCCAAUUGAGUUGCCUCUAUACCGAGCUUGGCCAGUUGAGGUUUCUGCUCGGGACCUUGAUCGAUAAAGAGUAUCGUACAGGAAGCUCCGACCAUGACGGCAGAAAAGCUAUUGCAAAUGGAAUCAAGGUAGUAGGGGUCAGAUACCGUGAACUGCUACAGACCGCAAACCAUUUGGACGCUAUCGGUCAAGACUCACAAAAACACUUUGCCGCCAUGUCUCGCUUCGUUAUCGCAUUUUACCACGCCGUUGUCCUCUGCUUCCUACGCGUGAUCAAAGGAGAUGGGCCUUCGAACCUCUCGCAAAGGGAAUCUAUCCAACAAAUCAUCUCGCUGGCUCUGAAGGCCUAUAGACAUCAUGGCCAGAGAUUUAUGACCCGGUUGGCAUGGUCGCUCUUCGUUACAGCAAUAGAAUCGGAUGACAUGAUUCAUCGAGAAUGGAUCUUGGAGAGAUUCAAUGGGCUGACGGAACGGGGUGAGAACUAUCGGCGGGCUCGGGAAGCUCUCCUUAUUGCUUUCAAGGAACAGGAAGUGACCGACAAGAGGAUCUCAUAUACUGCAUUACUUCAUCGGAGCGAUGUCCAGCGCUUCAUAAUCUAG
Clonostachys byssicola is the source of this 1614-nucleotide messenger RNA. The record is from the annotation of a GenBank genome assembly. NCBI's taxonomy places the organism in Eukaryota, Fungi, Ascomycota, Sordariomycetes, Hypocreales, Bionectriaceae.